This is a messenger RNA of Didymosphaeria variabile, 588 nucleotides long. RefSeq lists its product as uncharacterized. The record is from RefSeq and is a predicted model, not a curated record. Bases 1 to 588 code for a protein of 195 amino acids. Lineage: Eukaryota; Fungi; Ascomycota; Dothideomycetes; Pleosporales; Didymosphaeriaceae. The transcript has a single exon.
AUGAACGGACGAACCGCUCUGAUCGCCGUUUCUGCAGCCACUCUCCUCGGCGCUAUCUACUACUUCAACGGCUCCUCUUCAUCUUCCUUCAGCAUGGCCGGCUCUGAUACUGCCGAGGAAGGAGUUCCAGGACUCGAAUUCAAGCUCUCGCAGAUAUCGAGGAAUCCCCCUUCGCUACUUGUCACGCUCAAAAACAACAACCCUUCCACCCCACUCACGCUCUUGAAAUGGAACACACCAAUGGAUCCAUCAGCUGCCAACUUAGGCCUUUUCAAACUCAUCGAUGAAGAGACUGGAAACGAGAUUCCUACCGAUGGUCUGAAGGUCAAUCGAAAGAUGCCACCCAGUGAGGAGGAUCUGGUGACAGUUGCGCCAGGGACCGAGGAGGCACACGAGGUUGUCAUGAACAAGCCAUGGUUGCCUGAGAAAAAGCCCGCCACGUACAAGGUGUCAAUGUCAGGAAAAUUCUUCGCCGUGUGGGACAAGUACGGGGGUGACUUGCAGACGAGUGACCUGGAAGCCUACUCAGACUCUCCGUUUCACGGCAGGCACUUUUCGAGCAAUGAGGUCGAUAUGAGAGUGGAGUGA